UCCCCCGCUCCCCCCCCCGUCAAAGUUGUGAAACCUCCCACGCUCCUACCUGCAUCCUGGAGGGAUUUCGACUCCGCUCACACGGGUGGGACCUCUGGCAGGCUGCAUCUGCUACGUCUCUCUCUCUCUCUCUUUCCCUGUCUCCCUCUUCUCUCUCGUGACUUUCACUCCCCCCCCCCUUUCCUUCCCGUUCUCGCCCGGCACAGAGCGGUGGAGUCCAUUCCAGUCCGGGCCCGGAUCCAUCCCUCCAGGAUCGCGCCGGCCACAAGUUCGCCUCUCCCCUCUGACGCACUUUAAAGAGUCUCCCCCUUCCACCUCCGGGCGAGUAAUAGCGACCAAUCAUCAAGCCAUUUACCAGGCUUCAGAGGAAGCUGUUUAUGUGAUCCUCGGCACUAAUUAGGCUCAUGAACUAACAAAUCGUUUGCACCACUUUGGGCAAAGGGACCCGAUCGCAAGCUCGCUCGCUCGCUCGCGCUCUCGCCUCGUUCUCGCUGGAUUGCCGCUGGACCUCGCCGGGGCCGCCUUGGGUGCUGCACUAAAAAGGACAAGACGGAGGUGCGGGAGGGAAGGGAGGAGGAGGCGGAGAAGGAGAAGGGGGCAAAAAGAAGAAAGGCAGAACUUCGCCCAGCAACUUUUUCUCUUCCCCACUUCGCUUUCCCGUCGGGCGGAUGAAGUGAGUGCAGAGCUUUGCCUCCCGCUCGGGCGCUCGCCUCUCCAUGUGGCCGCACAGCUCUCUUGCUGCUGCCGCUGCCACCGCGGACGGCUGCCCGGCUGCCAGGCUCUGGAUCUAGGUGGGCCAGGCGCCCCGAUCGUCUCCGCCGGACGUCGACGCCUCCGAGGAGGAGCCGCGGGCGCAGCGGAGGGCGCGCCCGCCGCCCGGAGGCCCCGGUGCCGGGCGCUUGGCCGCCAGGAUGUUUCAACCGGCGCCGAAGCGCUGCUUCACCAUCGAGUCUCUGGUGGCCAAAGACAGCCCUGCGUUGCCCGCCUCCCGCGCCGAGGAUCCCAUCCGGCCCGCGGCGCUGAGCUAUGCCAACGCAAGCCCCAUGAACCCUUUCCUCAACGGCUUCCACUCGGGCGGCCGCGGCGUCUACUCCAACCCGGACUUGGUCUUCGCAGAGGCCGUCUCGCACCCGCCCAAUCCGGCCGCCGUACCGGUGCACCCGGUGCCCCCGCCUCACGCCUUGGCCGCGCAUCCGCUGCCGGCCUCACACUCCCCGCACCCGCUCUUCGCCUCGCAGCAAAGGGACCCCUCUACUUUCUACCCCUGGCUAAUACACCGAUACAGAUAUCUGGGCCAUCGGUUCCAAGGUAAAAGUUUGGUUUCAGAACCGAAGGACAAAGUUCAAGCGGCAGAAGUUGGAAGAGGAAGGCUCGGACUCCCAACAAAAGAAAAAGGGGACUCAUCAUAUUAACCGGUGGAGGAUCGCCACCAAACAAGCCAGCCCGGAGGAGAUCGACGUCACGUCGGACGAUUAAACAUCUCCCACUUUAAAAAACCCCACAAUAAUAGUAAUACAAUAAUAAAAAGACGACGACGACGACGAAGCGGCGGCGGCGGCGGCAAAACUCCCGGCUGGCACUUAACAGACUUUCCCACGAACAACUCAAGUGUUAAAGGCUCGCGACAACCGCAGGAAAGUGAGUGGCGCGGCCAGGGCGAGGGACAGCAAACCGGCUGGAUCCCACCAGGCGAUUCUCGUUUUUCUGUUUUUUUUUCUGUUUGGUUUUGUUUUGUUUCUGUUAUCGAGAGGGGCAGUUUGAGAGGGGGCGAGAGCCUGUCGGCCAGUUUAAGCCAGCCCAGAAGUCAGUCCAUAAAGGGUAGGGGCCUUGGCUGGUCCUGCAUUGGUACAAUUUUGUUUUAAGCGCAAAAAAAGAGAAGGGGGGAGGGGAAUCUGUCAAUCAAAGCCAAACCACCAAGACGAGGUGAUUGACCAAUAUUCCGUUUCUCGCCAUUCGAACUCAAAUCGCUCCAAAUUUUUAAAGGGAUCGCAUACACACGCAUCCGUACCGGGACACUCUGCAGUUGACGAGGGAUUUUGUUCUUAUUAAUGAUGAUUCUGAGUGUCUCCCAGGCUUUUAGGAGAGAAGAUCCCAUACCCAACCAAAAUCGACACACCUGUUUCAGAGAAACUUGAACUGCAUGCUUUCUUUUUAAAAAUUUUAAAAACCUCGAGGGAGGGGGAAGAAGGAGGAGGGGGAAGGGCGUUUUUUUUUAAUGGUCCCUAAAGUCAGACAUGAACUGUGCUUUCCCCCCUCCCCUCCUCAGAGACAGGUUCUGUGUGCUUUUUAAAUUUAUUUUACGAGAAACUGUGCAGUCUGUAAACCUUUCUAUGAUAACUUCUGGCGUCAACGUGGUUGUGAAAACUCAAUGAAGUAGCGGUAACAAAUUCUAAUUUUUUAUUUUAUUUUUUUAAUUUUGUUUUUGCUUCCCCCUCCCCCCCAAUGGAUAUAACCUUUGAAGAAAAAAAAGGGGAUGGGUUGUUGAGGGUGGAGGGGUGGGGAUGGGAACUUUUGCUGCAAAAACAAACAAUAAUAAAAAGAGAGAUUUAAAGAAACUAGUCCCCACAUUCUAAAACUUCGAUUCCUCCUUUUAACCCCCCUUCUCCUUGGAUGGGGGUUUGUACUGAAACUCCCGCAGGACUUCAGAAGGAGCAAGGGAUCUUGCAGAUCCCUCUGUAGAAAUCAUUUCGACCCAGGCCCGUUUUCAUUGGGGACAAAUUUCAAGCACUGAUGUUGAUGAUCCAAGAUUAUAGAGCUACUAAAAAUGACAAAUGUUUCCUUAAUGUCUUCUUUACCAGAAUGUAAAUAUUUUUGUGUUUUUUGUGUUUAAUUUGUUAGAAUUCUAACACAUUAUAUACUUCCAAGAAGUAUCUCAAUGUCAAUAUUUUGUCAAUAAAGAUUUAUCAACAUGGCCUAA
Messenger RNA from Lacerta agilis (Sand lizard), 2917 nucleotides. RefSeq names its product empty spiracles homeobox 2 (gene EMX2). Gene Ontology annotation, molecular function: DNA binding; DNA-binding transcription factor activity, RNA polymerase II-specific. The coding region runs from base 912 to 1412 and encodes 166 amino acids. Gene Ontology annotation, biological process: neuron differentiation; regulation of DNA-templated transcription; central nervous system development. The record is from RefSeq and is a predicted model, not a curated record. The transcript is spliced from 2 exons. Lineage: Eukaryota; Metazoa; Chordata; Lepidosauria; Squamata; Lacertidae.